Messenger RNA from Glossina fuscipes, 3404 nucleotides. It is a transcript of the gene Cip4, whose product is annotated as formin-binding protein 1. Gene Ontology annotation, biological process: signal transduction. The record is from RefSeq and is a predicted model, not a curated record. Gene Ontology annotation, molecular function: protein binding. The transcript has 13 exons. Lineage: Eukaryota; Metazoa; Arthropoda; Insecta; Diptera; Glossinidae. The coding region runs from base 1046 to 2920 and encodes 624 amino acids.
AUAGAAAUAGUUAAGAACUGUAUGCUUAAUGUGGAGAUAAUUGAAUUAAAAUUGCUUUACACUCUAUAGAGUAGUAGCAGCACUCACCACAUACACAUUCUUUUGAUGUGCUGUCGAGUGUACAAGUAAAAUUUUCAUGAAAAUUUGUUUGCAGCACCUGCAACGCCAAUAUAUAUUAACGUCAGCAUUACAAAAAAUACGUACAACUGUAUGUAUUCAUUUUGCUAUUUCUCCCAAUUUCUCUCUCUCUCUCUCGAUUCUCGAUUUGCUUGCAUUCAAUUCUAUUUGUUCCGGUUUAUCAUUUUAUCUAAAAACAAAAAUGUGAAUAAAACAAAACUUUCAGUAAAGAAAAAACUUAGCAAGUAAAUAAGAAAAUAAAUAUUUUCUCUUGUCGUUCUUUUUCCUUCAUAUUUCCGAAUACUUCAUAUUUAGUAUCGAAGGCAAUAUACAACAUAUACUUUAAUAUAUUAAUUGCAUUUAUAUUAUUAUUCUUGUUGUUGUUGUGCACUUAAUUACUCUUCGGUCUGCGACUGCUUAUCAUGGCAUGUGCGUGUGUGCGCGAACGCGUCUUAUAUAUGGUUUAGCGGAUUUAAAAAAAAAAAUUUAUUUCACAACGUUUUGUGUUCCAUUUGAUCCCUGUUAACUACUUAUUUUUUAUAUUAAUUUACUCCGAUUUUUUCUAAUAAGCUCGGAAAUUUAUAUCUCGCGUUUCCUUUAUAUCCUAUAGUACAUUAUAUAUUGUAUCGCCCGUAAUUUGACAUAGUCACUCGAAAAAAAAAUCACAAUUAUUUUUGAAUUUGGUAACUUAUUUGUGAUGUAUUUUUUCUAUAGAAAAAUUAUUUAAAAGCCAAGAUCUUGUCAAGUCCGCAUUUUCGUUAAUUGUGGUUAAACAUAAUUGGUGGCAGUGUUGCCACCACCGCGUACUUGAUAUUAAUCUAACCCGUUCUUUCCUUAUUACUGUGGAUUACUUUGAGUAUUGGAUUGUUCGUGGAUAACUGACAUUUGAGUUUCCAAAGUGGCGGGCGAUUCAGCAGAUAGUUCCAACAUGAGUUGGGGUACUGAGCUAUGGGAUCAGUACGACAAUUUAGCAAUACACACAAGCAAAGGCAUCGAGUUCCUGGAUAAAUAUGCAAAUUUCAUACGUGAUCGCUUAGCAAUAGAAACGGAAUAUGCCGCUAAAUUAAGGCGAUUAGCAAAAAAUUAUCAACCUAAGAAGAAGGAAGAAGAUGAUAAUGAAUUCACAUCACAUCAAGCUUUUCGAAAUGUACUAAAAGAGAUCAACGAUUUGGCCGGUCAAAGAGAAGUGGUGGCCGAAUCUUUACAGCUGCAAAUAAUUCAGGGCAUUACUUUACUUUCAAAAACGUUACGAGAGGAACGAAAGAAAUGCUUAUCAAAUGGUACAUACUUGCAGCAGAAUCUUAGUUCGCAAUUAUCUGCACUGGAGAGAGCUAAACGUAAUUAUGAGAAAGCUUAUCGUGAUUCAGAAAAAGCGGUUGACAAUUACAAAAAAGCUGACAUGGAUCUGAAUUUAAGUCGAGCCGAAGUGGAACGUUAUAAAAAUAUAAUGACUGCCAAGAUACAACAGUCGGACGAUGCGAAAAAUGAAUAUGCUAAUCAAUUACAAAAAACCAAUAAUUUACAGCAACAGCAUUACAACGAGCUAUUGCCAGAGGUAUUUAAUCGUCUGCAAGAGCUCGACGAGAAACGUACACGAGGUAUACGUGAAUUUAUAAUAGGCGCUGCUGAUGUUGAGUCUUCAGUUGCUCCCAUAAUAGCUCGUUGUCUAGAGGGGAUGGUUAAAGCCGGCGAAUCCAUUAACGAGAAAGAAGAUUCCUAUAAAGUUAUUGAGAGGUAUCAAUCCGGUUUUACACCACCGACCGAUAUACCUUUCGAAGAUCUUUCCAAACAAGACCCCGAAUCCUCACAAGAGUCUCACUACAAUAAUGUGCAGUCCAGUCAUCUAACAGUUAAGGGUACCAUCAGCGCGAAUAGAAUUAAGAAACGCGUGGGCAUAUUCAAUAUAUUUGGCAGUAACAAGCAACAAAAGAUUAUUGAAGCCUGUAUCACCCUAAAGAAUUCCCUUACCGCGGACGGCCAAAAGGAAGACUUUAGCGAUUUACCACCGAAUCAGCGACGCAAAAAAUUGCAAGCGAAAAUUGCAGAAUUACAGCAAAAAAUCGCCCAAGAAACAGCUGCUCGUGAUGGUCUAAUGAAAAUGAAAGUUGUCUAUGAGGCAAAUUCAUCUUUGGGCAAUCCCAUGACCGUGGAGGGUCAGCUCAAUGAGUCUGAGCAUAAAUUAGAAAAGUUGAAAAUCGAUUUGAAAAAAUACCAAGGCUAUCUAGAAAGAGCCAAUCAAAUACCCAUGGCCAGCAACAGUCCGCAAGCGAAUCGAAAUAAUUUACAUAAUGGCCAUCGAGUAUCAAGGCAUUCCAAUGGCAGUACUGAGGAUAACAAUGAGGAUGGUGAUGAUCAGCCAGACGAUGGCGGAAGUUUAAGCAGGUCAGAUUCAGAGGAUAAUGUGGCGCAAAUACAAAAUGGCCAUAAUAAUAACAAUAACGGAGUGUCACUAUCUAAAACGCAUUUAAAUAACAGUUCAGCUAGUCCUGAAAGUGGUUUGGGUACAUCACACACUUCAUUGCCUGGUUCUGGUCAAGGUAGUGCGCAUGAUAACGCCAUGGGUGAAGACGCCUAUUAUGAAACGGAAAUGGAGCUAUUACAGCCAUUGGGUACAUGUCGGGCACUCUAUCCUUUUGAAGCCACUAGUGAGGGCAGCAUUCCAAUGAACGAAGGCGAAGUACUACAAGUUAUUGAAAUUGAUCAAGGCGAUGGGUGGACGCGUGUGCGUCGCCUUAACAACACCAAUGGCUGGGAUGAAGGCUUUGUGCCUACAAGUUAUAUUGAAUGUACACUGUAUGCUUAAUAAGUCAAAAUGACGACAACGACGACGACGACGACGACAACACCACAAAAAAAAAACGCAAUUUUUUUUUUUUUUUUUUUUUUUUUUCUUUUGAAACUUUUUCUUGUAAUAAUACUUUAGUAGUUACAUCUCUUAACUAGUUUACGCGCUGACAUUUGUAUAUUUGUUUACUACCUUGCUUUGCAUAGUAUGCAGAUAUUUUUUUUUGCCCUCUUUUUUCGCCCUUUUUGUUUCAUUAUGAGAAUAUAUUCUAUUAUAGGUAUUUUUUAUGCAAAACGCUGCAGUUAUGAUAUGACUAAGAUAAGCAGACGAUUAAAGCUGUAUAUGAAAAUCAAAAUUGAAAGUAUAUUUUGGAGGCGUGGCAAAUAGUUGUAACAGAAUACUUACAUUUGUUUCUUAGUCUGCCUGAGAUGAAAAUUUUUUCAUCUCAUAAUUUCAUAAUUUUUGUAACAAAAUAAGAAAAAUAAUUUUUUGUUUUGUUUUU